Paramecium octaurelia is the source of this 1232-nucleotide messenger RNA. Lineage: Eukaryota; Ciliophora; Oligohymenophorea; Peniculida; Parameciidae. The record is from the annotation of a GenBank genome assembly.
AUGAAUUAAUUUUCUAACUAAUAUUUAUAAGGAACUCUACGGAAGUAUGUUCGCCUCUUCGUUAGCACCGAACAAAAGAAGUUUAUAGCAACAGUUGAUGCAUUUGAAUAAGUAAUCAAAUUUUAUUAUUUAAGAACCUUUCGGAAUAGAUAGCUAAUUCUUAUGCCUGCGCAUGUGAAUAAUUCCAAUCUGAAACAUGCUCAAACAAAUACUUAGUGACUAAUAUUCGAUAAAAUGGAUUUAGUGUAAUUAUUCCUAAAGAGUUAAAUAUUGGUUAAGUUUUAAAUGAUCAAUCAUAUAUCACAUGUAAGAUUUGCAAGGAAAAAAAUAAAAAUAAGAAAAUGAACAAUUAUCAAAAUUCUGAUAAGAAAACUAAAAAGACUCUAAAAGAAUAGGAGAAAAUAGAACUUAAUCUUCCAGAUAUAUCUCCUCCUAAGAUUUUAAUUUAAAGCAAUGUACCUUUAACAGAAAAAAGAGAAGAAAAAAAUUAAGGAAACCAAAAAAAGAAAAACAAAAGAAAAAAGAAAAAAAAUUAAUAAAAUCAAAACAAAUCUAAAUAGAAAAUAGAUGGAAUACAACAAAAUAAUUCAAUUGAGCAAAAUAUGUUUGAUGAUAUAAUUUAAGGUGUUUCAUAGUAAAAAGAGAAAGUGCUGGAUAAAAAUUAAAAAAACUAAGUUUAAUUAGCUUAAAAUAUCGACUUAAAUUAAAGAAUAGACAAUAUUUAUUGUGAUGAUUUGAUAUCACAUACUAAAGAUACAAAUUAAUAAGUUAAAAAUAUUAAUAUCAUUUUGCAGGAUAAAAUGAGAAAUGAUUAAAAAUUAAAUUAGGAACUUGCAGAAAAAUCAGAGGCUAAUAAUAAAAAAAACAAUUUAUAAGUUAAUAAUAAUAUAGUGAUAAGCAAUGAAAGUAAUCUAUUAUUAAAGGAUACAUUAGAUUACUUUUAAGACUCUUUGAAUAAUUCAAAAGAAAUGCCUAAAGUUCCUAAUUCUUCCUUUCAAGCUAACAUUGAGCAUACUACUAAAUACAAAAAGUAAAAGCAAAAUCAAAAUAAUCUGAAGUAAUAAUAAUAGUAAUCAACUGGGUAAGAAAAAUCAUAAUAACAAAAUAUUUAAUUAUCAAAACACAAGAGAGAGAAUUAAAAUGUAAAUUAAAAUGCUAAUCAAAGUAAUAAUAAUAUUCCUUAAAAUAAUACUAAGCAAAAUAAAAAGAAAGGUAAAAAUGAUAAUAUCUGA